This is a messenger RNA of Octodon degus (degu), 1645 nucleotides long. It is a transcript of the gene Lrrc26, whose product is annotated as leucine rich repeat containing 26. Gene Ontology annotation, molecular function: voltage-gated potassium channel activity; transmembrane transporter binding; potassium channel activator activity. The record is from RefSeq and is a predicted model, not a curated record. Bases 551 to 1609 code for a protein of 352 amino acids. Gene Ontology annotation, cellular component: voltage-gated potassium channel complex. Lineage: Eukaryota; Metazoa; Chordata; Mammalia; Rodentia; Octodontidae. The transcript has 2 exons.
UCCAUCCCCAGAACUCAAGCCAACCAAACCUGCCCGAAGGCAUUCGGAGCCAGCCAGGAAAAAAAAAAUCCUUCAAGAGUAAAGCACUGGACAGGAGCACCCAGGCUCAUGACCCCUCCCAUUCACUGUACCCUGCAGGUUUCAGGGAGUGGGAGACACUUUCCCCGCUGCACUGUCCCUGCAACACUCCAAGGCCUGUGGCCCCAGCUCAGGCUGGUCAGGUAUUCCUGCCACUCACCACAGGAGGGGACCAACACACUCCCCAAGGGGGUCCCUUCACCCAGCCCAAGUGGAGCUGGAUUGGGUGUGUGCAGUCCACAGUCGCUUGCAUGUUGUGGCCCUUGCUGAGGGUUCGGGUGAGCAUGACCCUGCUGCUCCAGCCUCGCAGGAGAAACCACCACAGGCCUGGCAUUCUGGGCCAGCUGGCUGGCAGUGCUGAGUAUUGGCUGUGUGCCUGGCCCCCGCCCUGACCGGCCGUGGGACAAGAACAGCAGGUAUCAGGCUGGACAGUCAGUGUUUGUGCAGGCACCACAGAGAGGAAGUGUCCAGGAUGCCUGGGCUCCGAGGACACACAGGCAGCAGGGAGCCUACCUUGGGUCCUAGAGCCGCCCCAGUGCGGGGCCUCUACUUUUUACCUGGGCCUCUGAAGAAACUGUUGCUGGUACUGCUACUGUCGCUAACGCCAGCCUGGGCCUCAGUGCCCACUGCAGUUGCGCCUUCGGAGCCCCCUGGCGCUCCCGAGUGCCCAGAGGCAUGUGCCUGCUCUGCGGGCGGCCAGGCCAACUGCUCUGCCCUGGCACUGCUUUCUGUGCCCGUGGGCCUGAGCCGGCGCAUGCAUACGCUGCUGCUUGACCACAAUCGCUUGUGUACGCUGCCGCCCUCCGCCUUCGAGGGCGCGUGCGCCCUGCACCUCCUGGACCUCAGCGAGAAUGGGCUGCGCUCCAUGCACGCCCGGGCCUUCUGGGGCCUCGGCGCCUUGCAGCUUCUCGACCUGAGCGCCAACCAGCUGGAGACGCUGGAGCCUGGAACCUUCACGCCGCUGCGCGCGCUGCGUUCCCUAUCGCUGGCCAGAAACCGCCUAGCGCAGCUGGAGCCGGCGGCGCUGGGCGCGCUCCCUGGGUUGCGCGCGCUCAGCUUGCAGGAUAACGCCCUGUCGGCGCUGGAGCCCCGGCUGCUCGCUCGCCUGCCGGCCCUCGACGCGCUUAGCCUGAGCGGCAACCCCUGGGCCUGCGGCUGCGCCCUGCGCCCGCUCUGCGUCUGGCUGCGGCUGCACCCGCGCGCUUCAGAGGCCGAGCCCCUGCUCUGCGUGUCUCCCGGGCGUCUGACGCUCACCCCUCUGACUGCUUUCUCUGACGACGCCUUCCGACACUGCGCAAAGAGCCUCUCCGUGCGGGACCUGGUUGUGAUCUACGCGCUCGGGCCUGUCUCCUUUCUCGCCAGCCUGGCCACCUGCCUAGUGUUAGGCUCCGUGAUCACCGCCUGCCGCGCGCGCCGCCGUCGCCACCACCACCUGGCGGCCCGCCGCCCGCCGCGACCCCCGGACCCCGCUGGGCCCGCCUGCUGCUCCUCGGAGCCAGAGAGCGAGGUGGCCCCACCUGCCAAGGCCUGAGCGUCCUGGAGCACACUCACCCCACCCCCGCCCUCC